CUCACAUCCAGACGUCCCGGGCCUUGAUGGUGGUUUCCAUCCUGCUGGGUUUCCUGGGUUCGGUGGUCAGCGUUAUUGGCAUGAAGUGUACCAAAGUGGCGGAACAGAACCCCGUGGCCAAAAACUGGAUCGCGGUUUUAGGAGGCGUCCUUUUCCUCCUGGCCGGCCUGUGCACAGCUGGGGCCGUUUCGUGGUAUGCAUCCCGGGUGACGCACGACUUUUUCAAUCCCAGCACCCCCCUGAAUGCCAAGUACGAAUUCGGACCCGCUCUCUUUGUGGGCUGGUCGGCGGCCAGUUUGCUAAUCCUGGGGGGCAGCUUCCUCGGCUGCUCCUGCCCCAAACCGGAAGAAAGGAGAGGGCAGCAGUAUUACCGACAAUCACAACCGCCGACAACCGCAACGAGAGAGCUUCCCGUAAAAAGGGGUAACCAAUGCGUAUAAUCGACUCUCCGACGUGGGAAGCCCAAAGCGGGCUUAAAAUAAUUUGACCAAAAAUAAUAAUAAUAAUAAGCACCAUCCAGUUUUCCAACAUUCAGGCCGUCUCGUUUUUGGGAAAGCGAAAGGAAGAGAAGGAAAAGCACGUUUUGGUAGAAUAAAGUUGCUUUUUAACAUUAUUAUUAUUAUUGAUAUUAUUAUUAUUAUUACUAUUAUAUCGGGCGCCUGAUUCUG
Thamnophis sirtalis is the source of this 668-nucleotide messenger RNA. NCBI's taxonomy places the organism in Eukaryota, Metazoa, Chordata, Lepidosauria, Squamata, Natricidae. The record is from RefSeq and is a predicted model, not a curated record.